Molecule: messenger RNA, 1984 nt
Organism: Saimiri boliviensis boliviensis (Bolivian squirrel monkey)
Lineage: Eukaryota; Metazoa; Chordata; Mammalia; Primates; Cebidae
Gene: DIO3
Product: iodothyronine deiodinase 3
Biological process (GO): thyroid hormone metabolic process
Molecular function (GO): thyroxine 5'-deiodinase activity
Source: RefSeq, a predicted model, not a curated record
CGCCGAAGCCCAGAUGCCUCGCCAGGCCGCGUCGCGGUUGGUGGUCGGAGAGGGCGAGGGGUCCCAGGGGGCUUCGGGGCCUGCAGCCACCAUGCUCCGCUCCCUGCUGCUUCACUCCUUGAGGCUCUGUGCCCAGACCGCCUCGUGCCUCGUGCUCUUCCCGCGCUUCCUCGGCACGGCCUUCAUGCUCUGGCUCCUCGAUUUCUUGUGUAUCCGCAAGCAUUUCCUGGGCCGCCGCCGCCGGGGGCAGCCCGAGCCCGAUGUGGAGCUCAAUAGUGAAGGCGAGGAGGUGCCCCCCGACGACCCGCCCAUCUGCGUGUCCGACGACAACCGCCUCUGCACCCUGGCGUCGCUCAAGGCGGUGUGGCAUGGCCAGAAGUUGGAUUUCUUCAAACAGGCGCACGAGGGCGGUCCAGCGCCCAACUCCGAGGUGGUUCUGCCCGACGGCUUCCAGAGCCAGCGCAUCCUCGACUACGCGCAAGGGAACCGCCCGCUGGUUCUCAAUUUCGGCAGCUGCACCUGACCACCGUUCAUGGCGCGUAUGAGCGCCUUCCAGCGCCUGGUCACCAAGUACCAGCGCGACGUCGACUUCCUCAUCAUCUACAUCGAGGAAGCACACCCCUCCGAUGGCUGGGUCACCACGGACUCCCCCUACAUCAUCCCGCAGCACCGGAGCCUGGAGGACCGGGUCAGCGCAGCGAAGGUACUGCAGCAAGGUGCACCCGGCUGCGCUCUGGUCCUCGACACCAUGGCCAACUCCAGCAGCUCGGCUUAUGGAGCCUACUUCGAGCGUCUCUAUGUCAUCCAGAGUGGCACCAUUAUGUACCAGGGCGGCCGGGGCCCCGAUGGCUACCAGGUCUCUGAGCUGCGCACUUGGUUGGAGCGCUAUGAUGAGCAGCUGCAUGGUGCUCGGCCCCGGAGGGUGUAACACAGUUCAGCACAGCUGCCUGAACUUGCUGGGCUGCGCCUUCGAGCCUUCGAAGCCCACGUGCAAGCGCCUCAAACCAAGUCACGCUUGGCGAGGCCCCAGUGCCACAGAUGUGCUGAGCCACCAUUCCAGACUGAGUCUGCACCCUCAGCCACCUGAGCAGUCUCCCCUACCUCCCUGAGACUCUGCUUUUGAACUGUCUCAUUCACACCUGCCUGGCUCACUGGAAAUCCUCUUCUGAGCGUGGGAUACGGCUUUCCCUUGUCCGUGUGCCGCUAGAGGAUUUGCCUUUACAACAGCACUUUCUUACACCCGCUCCCCAGCGUGCCCUCAACCAAGUGCUUUGGCCCAGUGCUUCCCGCAGCGCACAAGAGAAGACCUUGGCCACGCCCGCGCGCCCUGAGGCCCUGAGCACAGCUGGGUUCCAGGAGGCUUUCGGCUCAGCUGAGCUAGUUGCCUGGCACCCACCUGUCGCGCGUGGAGAGGGCUUCCCUGUUGCUUUUGUGUUAUUUCCUAUCUCUGGUAGGGGAAGGGAUGUCGGGGGUGGGGAGGGGUGGGCAGGGCAGUUUCCCCCACUUGUUUUGGGUGCACAGGGGCCCCACUGCUGAUGAUGAACUGUCUCUAACUGGUCUUGACCACGAGCUAGUUCUGAAUUGCAGGAGCCUCAAAGCAGCGCCUGAACCUUGAGGGGGAGAGUGCUCUGGGUUUCCGUGGGGAAACCCCCUUAAAUGGGUGGGGGGAGGUUUGGUUGUCUGCUUUGGGACCAGAGGAAGAUUGCUUGAGAGGCAUUGGCGAGGUUCGCAGCGCCCCAGGGAGAGAGAAAAGGCUGAGACUCCUGGGGAAUGGGGUUGGAGUGAUGGAGUCCGGUGAAAGAGAGGUGGGGGGAGAGCCUUUGGUCCCCAAGUGAGGGGCAUCCUAGGCAGAGCUGCUGAUUGUGGGGCUGAGUGGUGGAGGGCCCCUGAUUGGAAGGCCAUUUGGUGAGUGUUUUGCUGGAAACAGUUCCUGUAUAUAAACUUCUUUCAAUCUCCAAUAAUAAAGCCUUUAAGUAAACGGCUU